Messenger RNA from Caenorhabditis auriculariae, 3001 nucleotides. The record is from the annotation of a GenBank genome assembly. Lineage: Eukaryota; Metazoa; Nematoda; Chromadorea; Rhabditida; Rhabditidae.
AUGGUACCGAGUACACGGCCAAAACUCUUCAAUCUCAACAGGUUGGUCUUUUUUUUCUUUUUUCGGUCUUGGGACGAUGAGAAUAGAGAAAAAAACAACAGGAAGCUAGGGUUUUUUUAAAUGUGACAAGCUAAAGUUCAAAACAAAAAACAAUUAUUUUCUAGAAGUCCCCAAAUCGUGGGGAAGUUCAUUUACGAGGUUUACAAAGCCUGCAAAUCCGCGGAACAUCGGAAUCUCGUCAAGGAAAAAUCGGGCCAACUCGAAGAUUGGAACUAUUACGGAAGUGAGAUUUAUCUCGAAAUUCAAAUUUUGAAAAAUACUAAAAACUUGUUGGGAAAGCAAAUUAUAGUUAUAUAGUAUUAUAUCCAUUCAACAUUUUUUUAAUUCUGGAAAAAGGUGCUUCUUUUGUUUUUUUGAAUUUUAAUUUGAAAUAUCUAAAUUUUUUUGUAUAUUCUGUGUGCCACGGCUUGAAAUUUCACGGAACGACAUAAUAAGCUUUUUUUAAAAAUUGCAAUUUCAAAAAGGUUUUUUUCUGUUAAUUCCUAGAGCGUAUAACUGUUUUCUUUGAAAUACUUUUCUGUAGAAAAAAAUCACUUUCUAACUUUUUAAGUCUUUGAAUGAUCAGAUUGAAACGAUAUCACAGUGUGAAAAAUUUUUUUUCGAAAAAAAGUAUUGAAGAGUAUAAACUUUUUUUCUAAAAAUAUUUUGAUACUCGAAUUUUGCAUUUAUCGAAGUUCACUGUUUCUAAUUUUUUUAUUUGGUUUCUGAAAUCCACAGCUUGAAUUAAUAUAUGGAAGUGGGCAAUUAUAAACAAAAGUGACUUUAGUGGACCGAUAUGUGCGUCGAAGGACUCCUUAUCUGAAGUUUCGGGUCUGUGAUCCAGUCGAAACUGUAAGUUUUUCCAAUUUAUAUCUCAUUUGCCACAAUUUGGAAUAUUCGUACGUGUUACCUGCCAUUACACCGACGCAAUGAUGUUUAACUUGUUAAAAUAUAGCUGAUUCACGGCUAGCUUGAGACGCGAAGGGGCGUGUCGUGUCUGCGCUCUCCACGAGUCAAGCGCUAUCUUGUGCAUUAUUGUGUCAGGACCCUUUUUUCAAUGGCUCAAGCCAGUCGUGAAUCAGCUAUAUGUGGGACCUCGCGACUUGGAACUGUCUUUUUCUUCUCUGCGCCCUCCUCGUCUCUCUGCUACCCUCCCCUGUUGACGCGCUAUUUUCAUGUUCUUCUGACUCGCCGGCGAGGGAACAGAGAGACGCAGAUAAAUGAAAACUUUCAAAGCGCGAAAAACGGAUUACAAUAAACACCUUUUUUUGAUCAAUCGUGAUUUUUAAUUGGAUCAAAUUUAAUAUUAGUUUUUGCGGAAAAAAUAUUAUGAACAAAAAGAUCGGGGAUUUUUUUCAAAGGAGACUUUUUCCGAUUUUUUUUCAUAUCACGAACAUUUUUUUCUACUUUUUUUCCUUGACUUUAAUUUUUUUUAAUUUUUUUAAUAUUAAUCGUACAGUGGAUCGUGAAAAAAAUAACAUAGAAAUAGGAAAUCAAUGAAAAAAACAGAAAAAGAUUUCGUCUGAGAAUUUCCCAGCGAAAUAAAAAAACCCCCCAAAAUUAUUCAUAUUAUCGAAAAAAAUGGAAGAGAGCGCAGGGAAAUCAAACUUUUUCGAAAUUUUUGGCGAAUGGAUAUUAUCUAAAAAUAGUUGAUUUGUUUAGAUAAACGAGGACUUUGGUCUGAUCAUUGGAUGGGAUCUCGAGCCUCGGAUACCAGAAACUGAUUUUUAGGCGUAUCUUCCAUGACAAGGUGGUGAUUUUAUGAAAUUUCAAACCAUUUGAAAAAAAUCAAUAUCUGAAAUGGGGGCGAAAAACCCGCAAAGAGCUCUUAUCAGCGAAUAAUAAAAAAUAGGAUUUUUAAAAUUUUGAUUUUUUUGAUAUUGAGUUUUAAAUACGUUUUUUUCUUUUUUUCAUGUGCAGAAAAACACUAGGAAAAUUUGCAGAAUCGCACAGAAGGACCUCAUUUUGCUGUACUGGUUGAUGUCGAUCCGUACAAGGAACCGAAGGACAUUUUGGUGGGUUUUGAUUUGUUUUCUGACUUUUUCUGGGACCCCGGGGCCGCACUUGGAAUGGCUGACGGCGUCGUUGCGGUCGCGCAGCGGGUAUUCCUAUCAAAAAAACUUUGAUAAUAGUCAUUUUUGAAGCUUUUUUUCUAAUUUCGGAAAUAAUUUCAUCGUAAUUGAAGCUAUCAGGGGCAUUUAUGCAGCUCCGAAAAUUUAAAAAAAUUAAUAAACACUCUUAGUUUUUUUUUGAACUUUUUUAAUUUAUCAAAAUUUCCGUUUUUUUUUUUUGAGAAGAAAGACAGUUCAAACGUCUGUAGAGUCAAAAAGAGAGGGAGACGGGCCGCGUAGCGUGUGCGUGCGCGGUUCUUGGCACAAGUCCAAUUCAAACGCCAACGACUAUUCAAAAAGCUCGGUUAGCGCUCUUUUUUCCUCUAUUCUACUUUUUUUUUGAUGCACAAUUGAAAAAACCAGUGAGCGAUUUAAAAAGAAAGAAAAAAGCAGUAGACGAACUCUUCAAAUAGUCGCUGGCGGUUGAAUGAACUUCCGCCUUCACAGGCGAAUCGAGAGGCUACCAUGAUGUGUCCACAAAGGUACUUCUCCAAAUGGAUCGUGAAGAUUUGUCCAUCGUGAGACCUCCGACAUACCUUUUAGAUAUAUCUGAGCCAUCUCGGAGGUACUUUAGAGUCUUUCUCAAGACCCUCUUAUUUUGCUCAAAAUCCUCAGAUCCUCAAGGUACCAUCGUGAUACCUAAGAGCCUGCGAUAAACCUCAGAGGGUCUCGCGAUACCCUUUCUCAAUUCGCCUAUGUUUCAAGUCCGGAAAAUUGGCUAUACAGAAUUUUUUUCUUUUGAACGAGGGAUGAUCAGUAAUCGUUUUUUCGAGUUUUCCUUUCCAAGCUAUAAUCCUAAUUUUUUUUUUUGCUGUUUUUAAAAGAUAAAUAAAGAAAAUUUUUUCAGUUAA